Messenger RNA from Trichosurus vulpecula (common brushtail), 1835 nucleotides. It is a transcript of the gene PRDX6, whose product is annotated as peroxiredoxin 6. The record is from RefSeq and is a predicted model, not a curated record. The coding region runs from base 217 to 891 and encodes 224 amino acids. Gene Ontology annotation, cellular component: mitochondrion; cytosol. The transcript is spliced from 5 exons. NCBI's taxonomy places the organism in Eukaryota, Metazoa, Chordata, Mammalia, Diprotodontia, Phalangeridae. Gene Ontology annotation, biological process: cell redox homeostasis; cellular oxidant detoxification. Gene Ontology annotation, molecular function: peroxiredoxin activity.
CCCAGCCCCCUUUCCCCAGCUCCUACAGCCCGGUGUCCGCUCUGCCAGGCCCUGCCCCUUCCUACGUCACGCCCCGCCCCGCUUCAGGCCCCGCCCCCAUCAGGUGGCCUUUUUCUGCAGCCCUGAGAGCGGCAGCCCGGCACGAAAGAGCGCCCACGUUGGCUGCGCUUCCUCCUCCUCCGCCGGGUCUUCCUCCUGUCCGUCGCCGCCGCCGCCAUGCCUGGAGGUCUGCUGCUCGGAGACGAGGCCCCCAACUUCGAGGCUGACACCACGAUCGGCCGCAUCCGCUUCCACGACUUCCUCGGAGACUCAUGGGGCAUUCUCUUCUCCCACCCUCGGGAUUUUACUCCAGUGUGCACAACAGAGCUGGGUCGUGCUGCAAAGCUGGCCCCAGAAUUUGCAAAGCGGAAUGUUAAGAUGAUAGCCCUUUCUAUUGACUCUGUCCAAGACCAUCUUGGCUGGAGUAAGGAUAUCAACGCAUACAAUGGAGAUGAGCCCACGGAGAAGCUGCCUUUCCCAAUCAUUGACGAUCACAAGCGGGACCUUGCCAUCAAGUUGGGCAUGUUAGACCCAGAUGAACGGGAUGGGCAGGGCAUGCCUCUGACAGCUCGUGUGGUAUUUAUUUUUGGCCCCGAUAAGAAGCUGAAGCUGUCUAUCCUCUACCCGGCAACUACUGGCAGGAACUUUGAUGAGAUCCUCAGAGUGAUUGAUUCCCUUCAAUUGACAGCAUACAAGAAGGUUGCUACUCCUGUUGACUGGAAGUGUGGGGAUAGUGUCAUGGUUGUUCCAAAUAUCUCUGAAGAGGAGGCCAAAAAAUUGUUUCCUAAAGGCGUCUUCACCAAAGAGCUCCCUUCAGGCAAGAAAUACUUACGGUACACCCCUCAGCCGUAGGUUACUCCAGCAAGACCAUGCUGGGGUCUGGCUGGGCCUCCCUUGAAGAUCUCUACCAGAAGGGAUACCAGCCUACCAAUCAUGUCUUCCUACAGUAAUUGAUUUAAACAUCUUGGGGUGAUGAAAGUCAGGAGUCUUUGGGCUGUUCUACUAAUGGCUUGUUAAAUGAAAAUGGCACUAAAAGUCACCCAUGAUUCUUCUCCUUGUGCCUUUACCAGCUUUCACUUGGGUCAUUGAACUGCCUUGUUGUUCUGCUGGCUAUCUCUGGGAUGGCACUGUUUGGGACUUUUAAAUCCUUGUGAGAUCUGUUGUAGUCUCCAUCAUCAGCCACCUAGUAUGGUUGGCAUUUAGGAAAGGGACUACUUAGGAGCAUUGCAGGAAUGAGACUUCUUUAACUGACCUAAUAGACAAAUCAUCUCUUUUUCUAAUUAUCCAUUUGAGGGGAGGAGACGAUUUAACAUGUUUAGUUUUGAUCUUCACCUCCCUGAGUUUAUGACCAACAACUUGUAAUAAUUUAGGUGUUUCAGAUAGUGUUUUUUCCUCAAAUGUUGAGUGUUCUAACCACAGUUAGGAGAUUCUUCUCUUUCCAGCAGAUAACAGGGAAGCAGAAUACAACCUUAAAAUAUUUUGUUACAUUGGGCGAAAGAGCUUUCUAAUUAUGUUAUAGUAUGUGGUUGAGACUACAGAGAAGCUGCAUAAUGCCUGCUAGUGAUGUACAGAAUGGUGGAGGGCCAUAAUUAUGGGUGCCUUUUUAAACAAGUCAAAUAUCUAGACAUGGGGAAAACUCCUCUUAAAUAUUCAUAAUAAGAUGAAAGCAUGUAUACUCAAGGGAAAGGAAGGGUUAAAGAUACUAUUUCUUUACUAUAAAAUGUUGUCUCUGCAGUGGAUUGUUUUCUGAUAUUUUGCCUUUAGGGGAGCCUCAAAUAAAAGCUUUUUGAAACUAA